CAUAUGGAAAUUAUGUUGACUCGUUUAACUAAAGAGUUAUUGUAGAUGGUGAUCAACAUAACUUCUCAAAAUGAAAUAAAUCAGUAAUAAUAAUAAUUAUAGUGUUCACAACAUCUAAAAAAUUGAGUAUUUUAAUAACAUAACGUUCAUAUUUCAUCACAUUAAAAAAACAAURAAUCAGUCUGGGUGGAAGGAUGCUGCAUGUCCAUUUCCGGGGCAGCUGUCUUUCUGCGCUCAAACUUUUCCCUCUGAAGAGUUUCGGAAGCUGUGCGCUCCUCCCCAGUUUCAGUUUGGUGAAGAAAAAAAAAAAUCAACCCCAAAAAAAAUGGCAUAAGUUCCAAUGGGGAAGUCUCGUGUUCGCUGGUUUUGGUUUCUUUUUCUGAAACUAAGCAACAACUUUCGGAGGUGUUCUCCUUUCCGAAGAAGCUUGAUCAUCAUGGUUGCGUGUGUUGUCUACUUGUUUGUCGUGUUUUCACAAGUGGGACUGUCGCAGCGUCACCCGAGCAGCAGAGCUGAUGAGGACGAGCAGCAGCGGCGCGCCCGCGGAUCGCACAAGUUGGGGAUGAUGAACCGCGGCGCGCCAGACGCCGCUGCCGCCGCCGCCGACUCUCGGAACCGCGCGAGCUCUGUGGGUCCAACACGGGCCAACGUGGUGUACAUAACUCUAAAAUCUAAACGUCUGAAACCAGCUCACAUACGAGGCACAAUCCGACCUAAACUGAGGAAAAAAGCGCGGAGAAAAAAGUCCAAGCCGCGCGUUACGCACAAACUGGGCACGGCGGAGCAUUACGCAGGCCAGAAUCACUUUGGAGUUGAGACGUCCUGGAAACAAACUCCUCACGAAGAUUAUAAAUCGCUGAAUAUAAUCCCUAAUGAUGGAGCAGACUCUCAGAUUAGUUCCAUCAGAAUUUACAGCCAAAUGACACCCCCUUGGUUCAGCGCGCAGGACCUGAAAACGAUGCGCUUUCUUGCUGAUGCCAAAGUUUUGCGCGUGAGAAAAGUUACCCUUGGAGACGCUCUUCUGAUAUUUGAGGGUGAAGCCUCGGUCCCUCUGACCAACCAGAACCACUCCAACAAGAGCAGUGUUUGUGGAGGGCAGUGUGGAGUUAUCCACAGCUCUGUGGACAACUCGGAGGUUUUUGCUUUCCAUUUGGACAGAGUGCUCGGACUGAACAGGACUCUGCCGGUGGUCAGCAGAAAGUUCAGCUUUUUGCAAGGCCCGUCCUGCCCAGUGGUGUCAUGGGAUGCGUCGCUGUACCCAGAAAUCCUUGCUGCAGGCCCGUUGRCUGUGAGGUUAACAUGGAGGCAGUACCAGAACUCUCUGACACAGAGGUGUUGGCAUAAGAACAUUAAGCCGAAGCCAGACUCCGGCUGCUCCACCAUCCAUCACUACGAAUGGAGCAAAGUAGCGCUAUUUGACUUCCUGCUGCAGAUUCACAGUCGUCUGGAUCAGAGCUGCUGUGGAUUCAGGCCUCGGCGGGAGGACGUGUGCGAUGAAGUGGGCCCGCGGGCUUCCUGUAAGAACCUGGACAAUAUAAAACUGGYAAACAUCAUCCAUAGGAGUCAUGACCUCAGGCACCUGGUGUUCAUGAACAACAAGGGAUUCUUUGACCGCAAUGAGGACAACUUGGACUUCAUGUUGCUGGAGGGAAUCAAGGAGCUUCCAGAGGAGGCCGUGUCUGUGCUGAGGAGCAGGAAGCUGAGGGAGAAACUUCUCCAGUCGCUCUUCCUGGAUCAGUUUUACUGGGAGAGCCAGGGAGGCCGAGCGGGCGUCGACAAGCUGAUCGAUGUCGUCGAGAAACGAGCCGAGGUUCUCCUCACCUACAUCAACGCGCAUGGGGUCCGAGUGGUCCCGAUGAAUGACUGAUGAGUUCUACUAAUGGGGGGGCUUCAAUUCCUCUUUCAUAUCUGUCUCCUGUCAAAAUGUCAAAGGGAAAGUGGUGCUUAUUGUCCGGUCUGGGUCGAUUCUUACUCUGUUUAGCUCAUUUUCCUUUKUUUUCUGACUUUGACAGAAAAGUAUUUUGUGGAAUAUUUCUCAGUGUUGUUCAAGGAGACAGCUGACAUUUUGUCCAGCGUUUGAACAACACCUGCGUUUUUGUGGCAAGUUAGAAGUUGUGUUGUUUGUGGUGGAAACUCGCCCCUGAGCGUUUAACGUGCUGUGCAGAGGAACCCUUCUCUCACACUGUUUGUGUACAUGUGCAAUCGCAUAAAAACACACAGGAACAAAAGACUGUGUGAAAAAAACUGGAUCGCACUGAAAGAAAGGCAGGCUUGAGAAGCUGGACUUCUCUUGACUUGUUGCACUCAACUCUAUAGGUAAUUGUUAAAAUCAAAGAAAGAAAACACAGCUUCAAGCUGACAAAUAAGCCUUUAGAUUCUCAAAUAUGAGAGAAACUGUAUUUUUUUAUUGUGACAUUAUAAUUUAAUCGGAACCAAAUAUCCAUAAAAUUUGAAAGUGAUGCAUUGUCAAAACUGGAGAAGGACAAUUCAGACACCUUCCACUCAAACAUGAGGAAAAACAAGAACUGGAUCAUGUGUUUACACCAAAAAUGCUCUCAUUUCUGAAACCACUUUACAAAAACAAUGUUUUUGUAAAUAUGUGGUGAGUUCUCGGUUGUGCCAAGUGUGCCUCCCAGGAUGUUUUCGCCUCCCACUGCGAUGAUUUUACAUCAAUAAGAGUCUGGGUUCUCUCAAAGAUGUAAGCUUUGUUAGAGAGGGGAGCAAUGAAACUGAUCCUGUUUGUUUCCAUGUGAGUUCUUUUAUUUUUAUCUGCAAAAUCCACCUUUUUUUAGCUGUUAAAUACAUU
Austrofundulus limnaeus is the source of this 2806-nucleotide messenger RNA. It is a transcript of the gene gask1b, whose product is annotated as golgi associated kinase 1B. The transcript is spliced from 4 exons. The record is from RefSeq and is a predicted model, not a curated record. Bases 341 to 1867 code for a protein of 508 amino acids. NCBI's taxonomy places the organism in Eukaryota, Metazoa, Chordata, Actinopteri, Cyprinodontiformes, Rivulidae. Gene Ontology annotation, cellular component: Golgi apparatus.